GAAGAGACCAUAGAGACUUCCUUCAGGAGGGAAGGAAGGGACCCAUUCUUUCUUUCAAAUCUGGAAGGAAAAGUCUCUGUAUGUGUUGCCUUUCCUAGGAAGCCUUCCUUUCCUGCCUUGACUGAAGUGAACAGAAGAAUUGUAUGGGAAUUGAAAAUUUCCACUUUUCCAAGCAUGCCAUCACCCACACUUAAUCCCAGCCCCAGCCGAAACCUGUGCUCUCUCUGCCGUCUGCUUCUCAAGAGGUACCAGGAUGCUUCUGCUGACACAAAGUCUUACUCCCAAGCUAGCAAGUCUGGCCCCCACGGCCAAGUGGGGAAAAUGGCUCACUUGAAAAAUAGGGCAGAGAAACAGAAACGGCAACGGGAGAGACUGGAAUCCAUCGAAGCUGGGCUGGCUGCUGGGGUGAAGGAUGAGCACCCAAGACAAGGAAAGGGCAGAGCUGUGAGAGACAUGGUUCAGUAUGACAUUCCAACUGUAGCUGGGGAAAAGAAAGAUACAUCAGGGCCUCUGCCCACUUCCUAUAGCCCACGCUAUGUUGAAGCUGCUUGGUAUGCUUGGUGGGGGAAAGAAGGCUUUUUCAAACCAGAAUACCAGCAUCAUUCAUCACAUCAGAAGCCAGAAACAUUUUCUCUAUCUAUUCCCCCACCUAAUGUCACAGGCUCCCUGCACCUGGGCCAUGCUUUGACUGUGGCUAUUGAAGAUGCUUUGGUACGGUGGAAAAGGAUGCAAGGAUAUAAAGUCCUGUGGGUUCCAGGUUCAGAUCAUGCUGGAAUCGCCACUCAGGCUGUGGUAGAAAGAAAAAUCUGGAAGGAACAGAGAGUCCGACGACAAGAGCUUACACGAGAGAGGUUCCUCCAAGAAGUCUGGCACUGGAAAGAAGAAAAAGGGAAUGAAAUAUUUCAACAGCUGAAAGUGAUGGGAGCAUCAUUGGAUUGGGACCGUAUGUCUUUUACCAUGGACUCUAGAUUCUCCCAAGCAGUGACUGAGGCCUUUGUGCGACUGCAUGAACAAGGUCUGAUAUAUCGGGAUAGACGCCUGGUGAACUGGUCAUGUGCUUUGCAAUCAGCCAUUUCUGACAUUGAGGUGGAAAACAGGCAACUUGCUGGACGGACGGAGCUCUCUGUGCCUGGCAUCCAGGGCAAAGUAACAUUUGGGGUCUUGGAGAUGUUUGCAUAUAAGGUAGAAGGAGAGGAAGGUGAGGAGCUUCUUGUGGCUACUACCCGCCCAGAGACCAUGUUAGGAGACGUGGCUGUUGCUGUCCAUCCAGAUGACCCACGGUACACACAUCUCCAUGGGAAGAGGCUCUGCCAUCCAUUCACUGGCCGUCUCAUUCCUGUCAUUACAGAUCCCUUGGUGGAGCGGGAGAUGGGCACAGGGGCUGUGAAAGUAACACCAGCACAUAGCUAUGCUGACUAUGAACUGGCUCGUGAGCACAGAUUGCCUUUCAUUUCGGUUAUUGCAGAAGAUGGUUCAAUGACCGCAGAAUGUGGGGAAUGGUUACAGGGCCUGAAUAGGUUUGUGGCACGAGAGAAGGUGUUGAUUGCUUUGAAGGAGAAAGGUCUUCAUCAGGGUGCAAAAGAGAAUCCUUUGGUGCUUCCUCUUUGCAGCCGUUCUGGGGAUGUGGUUGAAAUUCUCCUAAAGAACCAGUGGUUUGUCCGGUGUGAAACGAUGGCUCACAAAGCCUUAGAGGCUGUGGAAUCUGGAAACCUGAAGUUAACACCUAAAUCUUAUGAGAAGAAUUGGAGGACUUGGCUCUUGAGUAUCAGUGACUGGUGCAUUUCCCGCCAGCUCUGGUGGGGUCAUCAGAUUCCAGCCUAUCGAGUCACAGUUUCUGGGUCACCUGACCUCAGAGAACAGGAAGAGAGUGAUGGAGUCUGGGUAGUUGGUAGGACAGAAACAGAAGCUCGGAGAAAAGCAGCAAGCAUGCUGGGAAAAUCAGAAGAGGACCUGGAGCUGGUGAGAGGUAAAGCCAACAGGACAAUCGCACUAAUUUCUGGAAGGGAAUGUACCAAUAUAUUUAGGUUAGUAUCAAAAGGAAGAGUCUGCAAGGGUUACUUUUUUUUUUUUACUACAACUUCCAGAAUCUCUCAGUCUGGGAGAUUCUAGUAGUUAUAGUUCAGAAAGUAAUUUGUCGAAGUUCUUAAUGAAAGAACUCUCUUGUAUAUAUCUCCUGGCUUUAAUUUAGGUGCACUGAUAUACAGCCUCUGAAAAAGCAGCUGGGUAUGCAGCCUCCUCCUUCACCAUCCUCCUGAAAUGACAGAUGUUUCUAGCAACAGAUGCAGUCACUGGGCUCUUCUUCCUAAGUUUAUCAACUCUUCUGUGUUGAAAGAUAGAGCUGUGGUCUGUUCAACAUGGAUUUGCCUGUUCUCACUGGUCUGCUGCCUACAGGCGUAAUGAAGGAUGCUGUCUCAUCAGCAGUAUUAGAUCCACCUGGCAGUCCAAUUUACAAUUGUAUUUUGAAUGCGGGUGUCAUCUUGUCCUUUUCUUCAUGGCUCAGUUGUUCACUGAGUCUAGUGUUUAAUUGCAGCCGAACCUCUCCUUUUGCUCUUCUCAAUUCCUCAGGGCAUUGGAAAGUUAGUGUUUUUAUUGAUACCUCCCAGAAUUCCCAAGCCAGCAGUAUGGCCACUGACUAGAUAGCAGGAAAAUUCUGGAAAUUGUAAAAAUAAAGUCCCCCCACUGUUUCUUAAACUUUUACCAGUCUAAAGUGCUCUUCCUUUUUUCCUCCCCUGGGGUUUGCAGAUUUCAGUAAGAUUUACAUUGCUUUUCUUUUCAUUAGAUGCUGAUGUCUUAGACACUUGGUUCUCCUCUGGCCUCUUUCCCUUUGCAGCAUUGGGUUGGCCUCAUAAUACAGAAGACCUCAAGCAGUUUUAUCCCCAUAGCCUCUUGGAGACAGGAAGCGAC
Messenger RNA from Sceloporus undulatus (fence lizard), 2904 nucleotides. Its product is annotated as valine--tRNA ligase, mitochondrial-like. The coding region runs from base 175 to 2109 and encodes 644 amino acids. Gene Ontology annotation, cellular component: cytosol. NCBI's taxonomy places the organism in Eukaryota, Metazoa, Chordata, Lepidosauria, Squamata, Phrynosomatidae. The record is from RefSeq and is a predicted model, not a curated record. Gene Ontology annotation, biological process: valyl-tRNA aminoacylation. Gene Ontology annotation, molecular function: valine-tRNA ligase activity; aminoacyl-tRNA deacylase activity; ATP binding. The transcript has 19 exons.